Dermacentor silvarum is the source of this 2793-nucleotide messenger RNA. Its product is annotated as monocarboxylate transporter 9. The record is from RefSeq and is a predicted model, not a curated record. Lineage: Eukaryota; Metazoa; Arthropoda; Arachnida; Ixodida; Ixodidae. The coding region runs from base 615 to 1697 and encodes 360 amino acids. The transcript is spliced from 4 exons.
ACGAUAGAGACGCCGUACGCGUGCGCACUUUGACUAUGAACCACGUGAUCAGCGAAAGGCUGUGAUUCUAGCAGCUCUGCUUGUGCAAAAGAGACAGCUCGUGUCGCUUCCCGCGCGCACCACGGCCUUCGUAGCCAUGACCGUCGACUGCUGGAGUCCGCAGGACCCAGACUCGACGCACGCCAAUGGCUGCGUUGCCGAGGUCAAGCGCCCGAGCAGCUACCGCGCCAACAUGGGCUCCGCCGCAGUGGGCCCCGAUGGCAGGCUGAGCUGGGCCAUAGCCAUCACGUGCUUCGUGAUCAACUUCAUAUGUUCCUGCUUUUACCGUUGCACCGGGAUGUUCUUCAACUCCAUCAUGGACACCUUCGGGGCGAGCCGUGGCGACGCGUCCGUUCCAGUUUCCCUCUACGGGGGUUUCUACAACGUGGCCGGUGGCAAACGGUGGCAUUCAGCGUUUCUCCGUGGUGUGUAACAGCAACGAUGGCAAGGCGCCUGGCAGAAUCACCGUAGAAGUAGAUCCGAUCCGGGCUCGCGAAAGGCGGCGAUCGACAGCGAUCAGCGUUGCGAAAAUCACUGAAGUGCGGCAGAGCACUACUAUCAGCGUGACCCGACUUAUGGCCGCCGACGGGGUUAGGAGAGGAACGGCGUCAAGCGGGAAGGCCGACCGGGGCUUCUCGGCCAGCCUAUGUUCACCAACGUCCGAGAACCGUCCUUCCAUCGUAUCCAGACGAAGUAGUACGUUCGCCAGCAUCUUCGGCGAAGCAUCACCAAGCGAGGUGUCUUCCAUCGCCCCGACCGUUUCGCCAAAGUACGCCGCAAUGGAGAGAAGGGGAACCAUGAUGAGCGUCGCUGGAUCAAUCUUUGCGGCCAAACGGUUAUCGCUGAACGAGAGGGACCCGGUCUCGCGAAGAGGAACGGUAAUAAGCGUGAUCAGUCCAUCUGGACUUGGAGACCUGCAGAAGACGACUGUCGAGGUUACCGCGGUCGAAGCACCGUCCUCGGCCCUGAGCAGCCUCAAAGAAGUACUGUGCGCACCACGGAUGUAUUUCCACACCUUGAGCUUCUUCGCGUAUGCCUUCUUUAUGGACUCGUACCUCUCAGUCAUGUUCGAUCUCGGCGAGGACAUUGGCGUCCCGGUCAGCGAUUCAGUCCUCGCCCUGACGGUCCUAUCAGCCAUGGACACCAUCGGCCGGUUCUUCUUACCGUUCCUGAGCGACUACGGACUUACGUCGACAGCGUCGUUGCUUACUGCGUGCUAUCUCUCGCUUUCCGUCAUUUCGGCACUUAUACCGUUGGUCUCGGGAAAGCUUGUCUUUAUGGUCGUGUCUGCGAUUCUGGGACUCCCCGGAGGCUACAUCUAUGUUGGCACAUCCGAAAGCCUCUCUACAGAGCUGGGGACAAAGAACCUCCCAAUGGCCUACGGAGUGCUGGCACUCGUCACUGCCUCGGGAAGUUUUGCUCGGCCACCUGUAGUAGGUGUCUUCCGCGACAAGGUCGGCUCCUACGACGGACUAUUUCAACUGAUGGCAGGAAUGCUUGUCCUCGCGUUGCUCUUCAACAUCGGACUCUGGAUCAACGGUCGAUCACCUUCGAAAAAAAUCAGAACGGCAGCACCUGCUCAGGACGGUGCCGUGCAUGUCCCCACCUGCGAAUCCCUGCCUACUCUGAUUGAAAAGGCCGAAAGCACGUCGCUAUAGGGGCGCACAGACAUGGAACUCUGAGCACGGAACAAUUACGUAUACGACGAAGUGGCAGUGGUAAAUCAAAGUCACUGCGUUGCGCCCUCGUGCGCGUUGUUUGAAGAUUAGCAUGAUGGGAACAGUCAUAUCUCGUUGACCGACGCAAGUGUUGCCCCAUAACCGUAGACACACGUGAAUAAGUGUUCGUAAAUUUACUCAUACCGUUUAGGGAUGGGCGAUAGUCCGACGUGCGACUUCUGCACGUCUGUAUACCUUGAUACCUGUACAGUAUACCUGCAGUGAACGUGUACGACGUGCAAUGUCUCUCCCGCCAAAAAAUUUUGAACUAGCUUUAUUCGAGAAUCAUUUCCGAAAGAGUCUAGAAUACUGGGGCCCUGUCCACGUUCGUCGCUGGUGCCAAAAUCUAUUCAACUACUAUAGUUCAGUUUUGUAAGUCCACCGGCCUGAGUGACCGUUUUUAGUCAUCUUCUGCAUCCUCUUGUGUAGCACAGGCGCUCUCUCCUCACUUUCCCUUUUCUAUUAACACUUUUCAUUACCCCCAGUAGGGUAGCAAACCGGAUGCUCUUCUGGUUGACAUUUCUGUCUAUGUUAUCCUGCCUUCCUUUAACUAUCUCUCUCUCUCUCAAUAGAGACAUACUGAUGCACGGUAUUUUGUAGAAGCGAGCAGCGUGCUACCAUAACCGCAAUGUUCCAGGUGAUAGACAUAUGGGCCCUUAAGUGAACUAGGUCUGCAGUCCCCCUGAAUCAUUUCUAACUGAAUCUGGGCGACUGAGCAAAUGACGACGUUACAGCGUUAUACUUUCGGAGUGCAGUGCUACGUCGCACUUGGUACGAAGUUGCAAACCCUUAAUAAACAUGUUGUCAGAACGUUGUCAGCAACAUUCGAUUUUAAGUCCUGCUCGAUUUACUCGUCAAAGCAGUGGUAUUUUUCAAGAGCUUGUGACGCCGAAAGUAUGACUCACAGCUCUGCAACAUUUACUAAUGCGAAGCUCAUUCAGUCCAUUUACAUCUCGGGCUUUUACAAUACAAAUAAAAAGUUGUGCAGAAGCCAUCAGCGAUGAUUGUCAAUGUAAGCAAACAGCCGAACACAUCU